CUGGAGGCUGACGAUGGCUUUGUCCAACUCAGCCUGGAAGAGGAGUGUCCGCCACACGGAAGCCUACUGUUCCUGUUCGUCUGAAAAACUCCAACCACAUUCUCACAAAGUCACUCGGACAAAUCCAUACUAACAGGUGACGUUGUUGGGCAGAACUGGCAGUGAUGUUAUCUGCAUUGUGAGCAUCGCACACUGGAAGUAUGGAACGCACAAGCCAUUAUGAGACUUCAGGAAGAUCCACCCACCGGUGUGAGUGGAGCACCAUCAGAGAACAACAUCAUGCUUUGGAACGCAGUUAUUUUUGGGCCUGUGGGAACGCCAUUCGAAGAUGGAACAUUUAAGCUUCUGAUAGAGUUUUCUGAGGAGUACCCUAACAAACCUCCCACAGUUCGAUUUGUCUCCAGAAUGUUUCACCCAAAUGUUUACGCAGAUGGCAGUAUUUGUUUAGACAUCCUUCAGAAUCGCUGGAGUCCGACAUACGACGUGUCGUCCAUUCUCACCUCCAUCCAGUCAUUGCUGGAUGAGCCAAACCCCAACAGUCCUGCCAACAGCCAGGCUGCACAGCUUUAUCAGGAAAACAAGAGGGAGUAUGAGAAGAGAGUGACAGCCAUCGUGGAGCAGAGCUGGGUGGACGUCUGAGCUUCCCUCACUCUCCGCUGUUUACUAUCCAUCAUCCCCUCAUCAUGUCAUUACAACAGUCUUUUUUUUACCUUAUCCUCAACAAAACAAGGAAAAAAAAACAGCUAUAUUUGAAGAACUCACACACCACCCAGAGAAACCAGGAAUAACGACCGCACAGAGAGCAACCAAACCGGACUGGACAUUAACUUUGCCAACACGUGAGGAAAACAACUGAGGGAAAUUGGAUUUUUUUUUUAUUAGGCCUUCUUGUUAUUAAUUUUACUUUUUGUAUUGCCUGAUGUGAAAUAAGUUAUUUCUAACAGAAUUUGUAAUAUAUCUUUUGGGUUGUUUUUUUCUUUGUUGCUUGAAUAGUAGUUUCAUGUUGUUAUUUUGACUUUUAUAGAUUUGUUUUUCCACAUUUGAAAAAAAAAAGAAGGCUCCUUUAGUUCUCGUGUCUGCUGGUGAGUUUUUCUGUGAGGAAAAGGACAGGUUGAUGACAAAGCAGCAUACAAUGAAUCAUGGGAAAACCCAGGAAAUGCCUUUUUCGUAGUUGUCGUCGUUGAUGAUCAAGUUUUACCGAUGCAGCUGAUAAAGAACUGGGCCUGUUGCAACAUCUUCAUUAUUUUCAGUCACUGAAGGUUGGCAGACGUCACAUGAUGCAACAGCGCCAAGUCUGUGUGCGCCGAGUUUUUAUUUAAAUAUUUCUUUUCUCAGUGGGAGAAGGCGAUAGAUUGGAGAGAGGGAUGUUGGAAGAAAGCACAUGUUAACAGUAGAAUGUGGCAGGAAAAUCUUUAUCUGCAAGUCCCGAGAGAGAGAGGAAAUCCAUUUGAGAACAAAGUGUUAAAAUCAUUGAAUCCUCCUUAAAGGGAUAGUGUGCGUUUUUUUCCAAGUGUGGUAAAGAGAAACUGACAUCUCUUUUAGAUAGAAGAAGAUAACCAAUCAGUGCUUUUUACUUGCUGUGUGACAAAGAACACAAAGAGCUCCAUGACCCCUAUGAGGGGCCUGGCCCCUACUUUGGGAACCGCUGGUAUAUAAAAAAGACAAGUAUAGAAUUUUAUUGACAAGUUUAUGCUUUGGGUCUCUGUUGGUUUUUGGACUUGGCCAUGUCAGUUAUUCAAACAGGUAAAACUCGGUCUAUCCCUUUAAGUUCGCUCAUGGAGUACUGUACUGACAGCUGGAGACCGAGCAGUCGAAAAAAGAACGUUGAAAUUUGUGAAACCUAGAGGAGUUGGCGCGAAGUUUACUGAAAGUCCAAGUCAAAGUUAAUGCAGUAAAAUCCAGUCCACUCCUGGAGUCCAAUGACAAUGAAACGACCCACGUUUACAGUGAAUUUGUGAUUUUACCAGACCACAGAUUAAUAAUCCACGAAACACAGUCACCAUUCAACAACCUCUCUUCUGAGACAGUCAAUGUCAUAUUGUGGUUAGUGACUUCAAUCACCUAGUAAGCAGAUGGGAUAUGUUAAAAAAUUUUGUGAAUUAAGCAAAAAAUAUGUAUACUUAUAACAAUAUGCUGUAUAAACAUAAUAAAACACAUUUUUCAGACUUUGAA
Cynoglossus semilaevis (tongue sole) is the source of this 2172-nucleotide messenger RNA. RefSeq names its product ubiquitin-conjugating enzyme E2B (RAD6 homolog) (gene ube2b). The transcript is spliced from 7 exons. The record is from RefSeq and is a predicted model, not a curated record. NCBI's taxonomy places the organism in Eukaryota, Metazoa, Chordata, Actinopteri, Pleuronectiformes, Cynoglossidae. The coding region runs from base 220 to 639 and encodes 139 amino acids.